Lactuca saligna is the source of this 1827-nucleotide messenger RNA. The record is from the annotation of a GenBank genome assembly. NCBI's taxonomy places the organism in Eukaryota, Viridiplantae, Streptophyta, Magnoliopsida, Asterales, Asteraceae.
AUGGUGGCUCGAUUCCGACUGGGAAUGGAUACAAAUCAUAAGUCAACUGGUGAAAUUUUUGCUUGUAAAUCGAUAUCCAAAAAGAAGUUGAGGACUAGGGUUGAUAUCGAGGAUGUUAGGAGAGAAGUUGAGAUCAUGAAGCAUAUGCCUACUCACCCUAAUAUCGUCACCUUGAAGGACACAUACGAAGAUGAUAGUGCUGUUCAUUUGGUCAUGGAGUUGUGCGAGGGAGGAGAAUUAUUCGAUCGGAUUGUUGCCAGAGGCCACUACACCGAGAGAGCCGCCGCCGGCGUCACCCGCACCAUCGUCGAAGUCAUUCAGAUGUGCCACAAGCAUGGUGUUAUGCAUCGUGAUCUUAAACCCGAAAACUUUUUGUUUGCAAACAAGAAAGAAACAGCAGCUUUAAAAGCUAUUGAUUUUGGGUUAUCCGUUUUCUUCAAACCAGGCGAGAGGUUUAACGAAAUCGUAGGCAGCCCAUACUACAUGGCUCCUGAGGUCCUUAAAAGAAACUAUGGCCCAGAAGUUGACGUAUGGAGUGCAGGGGUAAUCUUGUACAUAUUGCUUUGUGGAGUCCCUCCAUUUUGGGCAGAAACUGAGCAAGGAGUUGCACAAGCAAUUAUUCGAUCAGUUGUAGAUUUUAAAAGGGAUCCAUGGCCAAAGGUAUCUGAUGCAGCUAAAGAUCUUGUCAAAAAGAUGCUAAAUCCUGACCCUAAAUUGCGUCUUACUGCUCAAGAAGUUCUUGAUCAUACAUGGAUACAAAACGCUAAAAAGGCUCCAAAUGUUAACUUAGGUGAAACUGUUAAAGCAAGACUCAAGCAAUUCUCUGUAAUGAACAAACUCAAGAAGAGAGCUUUAAGGGUAAUUGCUGAGCAUUUAUCUGCUGAGGAAGUGGCGGGAAUUAAGCAAGGAUUUGAUUUAAUGGAUACAAGUAAGCAAGGGAAGAUAAACAUUGCUGAGUUAAAAGCAGGAUUACAAAAGCUUGGCCAACAGAUUCCUGAUGCAGAUCUUCAGAUACUUAUGGAUGCUGGAGAUGUUGACAAAGAUGGAUUUUUGAACUAUGGAGAAUUCGUUGCUAUUUCUGUUCAUUUAAGAAAAAUGGGGAACGAUGAUCAUCUUAAAGAUGCUUUUGCAUUCUUUGAUCAAAAUAAAAGCGGAUACAUAGAGAUCGAUGAGCUUCGGGAAGCCUUAUCUGAUGAGCUUGAAACCAACAAUGAAGAAGUCGUUGCUGCCAUUCUUCACGAUGUAGACACAGACAAGGAUGGAAGAAUAAGUUUUGAGGAGUUUACAGCGAUGAUGAAGGCAGGAACGGAUUGGAGGAAAGCUUCAAGACAGUAUUCACGCGAGCGAUACAAUAAUCUUAGCUUGAAGUUAUUCAGAGACGGAUCGAUUAGGGAAAAGUAAACACUAAACACACAAUUAUGGUAAAGAAAAAAGGAUUAUUGUUCUAAUUUCUGGGGAUUUUCGAUUCAUUUCAUUUUUAUAUGUGAGAAAAACACACACUAUCUCUUUUCCGGGGGUAGGCUAAGUUUCUGAGGUGUUUAUUAUGUUCUUUUUUUUUUUAAUUAAAUGUUUGUAAGAAGGGUUUUCUCGGGUUGUUUAUGGGUGUAAAUAUGUAUGUUGUUGGCAAAUAUUGCUUAUGUAAUUGUUCAAAGUACAAAAGGUUGGAGUUCUUAAGUAUUAAUAUCAUGAUAUCGAGGUUUUUUUAUGGUUUGUUUUGUUCUUGUCUAGUGUAUUGUUCGAGUUUGCCACUUGAUUUAACCUGUAAUUUUGAGUUGUUAUUUCAUUUUCUAAAACUUUUGGUCUUGUAAAUUGUUUGCCUUUAUAAAC